UGGGACUUCAUUAUCUGCCAUUCAGAAGUUGUAAUUCUGUAUAGCUGUCUGGUGGGGAAAAUAGAGCAUCUCAGGCAGGAGUGCAUAUUGGGAGAGUCUGUGUGCAAGAAUCCUGAAUCAGAUCCAGAGGACUUUUCUGAUGAAACGAAUACCGAAAACCUUUACGGCACUUCUCCCCCAAGUACGCCCCGACAGAUGAAGCGCAUGUCCACCAAGCACCAGAGGAACAGUGUAGGGAGGCCCGCCAGCCGUUGUAAUUUGAAAGAAAAAAUGAAUACACCAAAUCAGCCUCCCCAUAAAGACACUGGAAAAGCAGUGGAGAAUGUGGAAGAAUACAGCUAUAAGCAGGAGAAAAAGAUCCGAGCAACUCUUAGAACAACAGAGCGGGAUCACAAGAAAAACGUACAGUGCUCAUUCAUGUUAGACUCAGUGGGUGGGUCUUUGCCAAAAAAGUCAAUUCCCGACGUGGAUCUUAAUAAGCCUUACCUCAGCCUUGGCUGCAGCAAUGCUAAGCUUCCAGUCUCUGUGCCCAUGCCGAUAGCCAGAACUACACGGCAGACUUCCAGGACUGACUGUCCUGCAGAUCGUUUAAAGUUUUUUGAAACUUUGCGGCUUUUGCUAAAGCUUACCUCAGUCUCAAAGAAGAAGGACAGGGAGCAAAGAGGACAGGAAAAUACGUCUGCUUUCUGGUUUAACAGAUCAAAUGAACUCAUCUGGUUAGAGCUACAGGCUUGGCAUGCAGGACGGACCAUCAAUGACCAGGACCUCUUUUUAUAUACUGCCCGCCAAGCCAUCCCAGAUAUUAUCAACGAAAUCCUUACGUUCAAAGUUAAUUAUGGGAGUGUUGCCUUCAUUAGAAAUGGAGCAAGUUUCAAUGGUACUUCAGUAGAAGGGCAGUGCAGAGCCCCACAUGGAGCAAAGAGUGUGGUGGGUUACUCAAUGUAUCACGAGCAUCUCCAACGCCAGAGGGUGUCAUUUGAGCAGGUGAAACGGAUAAUGGAGCUGCUAGAGUACAUAGAAGCACUUUAUCCAUCAUUGCAGGCUCUCCAGAAGGACUACGAAAAAUAUGCUGCAAAAGACUUCCAAGACAGAGUGCAGGCACUCUGCUUGUGGUUAAACAUCACGAAGGACCUAAAUCAGAAGUUAAGGAUUAUGGGCACUGUUUUGGGCAUCAAGAACUUAUCAGACAUUGGCUGGCCAGUGUUUGAAAUUCCUUCCCCUCGACCAUCCAAAGGAAAUGAGCCAGAAGAUGAGGGUGAUGACCCCGAGGGAGAGUUGAAGGAGCUGGAUGGCAGUACAGACGAGAGUGAGGAAGACCGAGCCCCUGAGUCCAGGGUUCCAGAACCCAGGCUGUCUGUGGGGAACAGCUUUGAUAUCCCGCCACAGGAGUUUGGAGCCAGGAAGCUGGAGAGGCUGGAACCUGAGGAGGAAUCUGUGGGCUGGGGAGCGGCCGACAGCGGCACCGAAGCAGGCUUCGACAGGCAUUGUUUGACUUCUAUUUAUAGACCCUUUGUAGACAAAGCACUGAAGCAGAUGGGGUUAAGAAAGUUAAUCCUAAGACUUCACAAGCUGAUGGAUGGCUCCCUGCAGAGGGCGCGGGUAGCCCUGGUGAAGUGUGAUCGCCCAGUGGAGUUCUCUGAAUUCCCAGACCCCAUGUGGGGCGCGGACUAUGUGCAGCUGUCAAGGACGCCCCCUUCCGCAGAGCAGAGGUGCAGCGCGGUGUCCUGGGAGGAGCUGAGGGCCAUGGACUUGCCCUCUUUUGAACCCGCCUUCCUCGUGCUCUGCCGAGUCCUGCUGAACGUUAUCCACGAGUGUCUGAAGCUGCGGUUGGAACAGAGACCUGCUGGAGAGCCAUCUCUCCUGAGUAUCAAGCAGCUGGUGAGAGAAUGCAAGGAGGUGCUGAAGGGUGGCCUUCUGAUGAAGCAGUACUACCAGUUCAUGCUGCAAGAGGUUCUGGAAGACCUGGAGAAGAUGGACUGCAACAUCGAUGCUUUUGAAGAGGACCUGCAGAAGAUGUUGAUGGUAUAUUUUGAUUACAUGAGAAGCUGGAUCCAAAUGCUACAGCAAUUACCUCAAGCAUCACAUAGUUUAAAAAAUUUGUUAGAAGAAGAAUGGAAUUUCACCAAAGAAAUAACUCAUUAUAUACGGGGAGGAGAAGCACAGGCUGGAAAACUUUUCUGUGACAUUGCCGGGAUGCUGUUGAAAUCUACAGGAAGCUUCCUAGAAUAUGGCCUGCAGGAGAGCUGUGCUGAAUUUUGGAGCAGCGCUGACGACAGCAGCGCUUCCGAUGAAAUAAGGAGGUCCGUCAUAGAGAUCAGCCGGGCCCUCAAGGAGCUCUUCCAUGAGGCCAGAGAGAGAGCCUCGAAAGCACUGGGCUUUGCUAAAAUGUUGAGAAAGGACCUGGAGAUUGCUGCAGAAUUUGUACUCUCUGCCCCAGUUAGAGACUUCCUGGGUGUUCUGAAAGCAAAACAGUGUGUGAAGGUACAGAUUCCCGGAUUAGAAAGCUUGCACAUGUUUGUUCCGGACACCCUUGCCGAGGAGAAGGGUAUUAUUUUACAGCUACUCAAUGCUGCCGCAGGGAAGGACUGCUCAAAGGACCCUGACGAUGUGCUCAUUGACGCCUAUCUGCUUCUCACCAAACUUGGGGACCGAGCAGAUGACAGCUGGGGCACGUGGGACGCUCAGCCUGUCAAGAUCGUGCCUCAGGUGGAGACUGUGGACACCCUGAAAAGCAUGCAGGUGGAGAAUUUUCUUCUAGUUGUUAUGCAGUCUGCUCAUCUCACAAGUCAGAGGAAAGCCUUCCAGCAGUCCAUCGAGGGGCUGAUGACUCUGCGCCACGAGCAGACAUCUAGUCAGCCCGUCAUCGCCAAAGCUCUGCAGCAGCUCAAGAAUGAUGCUCUGGAGCUCUGCAACAGAAUAAGUGAUGCCAUUGACCGGGUAGACCACAUGUUCACAUCAGAAUUCGAUGCAGAAGUGGAUGAAUCCGAAUCCGUCACACUGCAGCAGUACUACCGAGAAGCCAUGAUCCAGGGCUACAACUUUGGGUUUGAAUAUCAUAAAGAAGUUGUUCGUUUGAUGUCUGGAGAGUUUAGACAGAAGAUCGGAGACAAGUAUAUAAGCUUUGCUCGGAAGUGGAUGAAUUACGUCCUGACCAAAUGUGAGAGUGGAAGAGGAACAAGACCCAGGUGGGCAACCCAAGGAUUUGAUUUCCUACAAGCUAUUGAGCCUGCCUUCAUCUCAGCUUUACCAGAAGAUGACUUCUUGAGCCUACAAGCCUUGAUGAAUGAGUGCAUCGGCCACGUUAUUGGCAAGCCUCACAGCCCCGUUACAGGUCUGUACCUUGCUAUUCAUCGGAACAGUCCCCGUCCUGUGAAGGUGCCUCGAUGCCAUAGCGACCCUCCUAACCCACAUCUCAUUAUCCCAACUCCAGAGGGGUUCAGCACUCGCGUGCCUGCCGAUGCUCGGAGCCUUGGCAGCCCAGCUGCUGCUGCUGCUGCUACUGCUGCUGCUGCCGCCGCCACCACCACAAGCACCACCAGCCGCGCUGGCCCCUGUGGUGGUGACUCUGUGCUGCCCAAACCCAUCAGCAGUGCCCCUGAGACCAGGGGUUCCAGUGUCCCUGAAAACGAUCGGCUGGCUUCCAUUGCUGCUGAACUGCAGUUCAGGUCACUGAGUCGACACUCAAGCCCCACGGAGGAGCGUGAAGAGCCGGCCUAUCCUCGGGGUGAUUCAAGUGGGUCCACGAGAAGAAGCUGGGAGCUCCGCACACUUCUUAGCCAGACCAAAGACACAGCUUCCAAGCAAGGACCCAUGGAAGCUAUCCAGAAGUCAGUCCGGUUGUUUGAAGAAAAAAGGUAUCGAGAAAUGAGGAGAAAGAAUAUCAUUGGCCAAGUUUGUGACACUCCUAAAUCCUACGAUAAUGUCAUGCACGUUGGCUUAAGGAAAGUGACCUUCAAAUGGCAAAGAGGAAAUAAAAUUGGAGAAGGGCAGUAUGGGAAGGUCUACACUUGUAUCAGCGUCGACACCGGGGAGCUGAUGGCCAUGAAGGAGAUUCGAUUUCAGCCCAAUGACCAUAAGACUAUCAAGGAGACUGCAGAUGAAUUGAAAAUAUUUGAAGGCCUCAAGCACCCCAACCUAGUCCGGUACUUUGGUGUGGAGCUUCAUAGAGAGGAGAUGUACAUCUUCAUGGAGUACUGUGACGAGGGCACGCUGGAGGAGGUGUCGCGGCUGGGGCUGCAGGAGCACGUCAUCAGGUUGUACUCGAAGCAGAUCACCAUCGCCAUCAACGUCCUCCACGAGCACGGCAUCGUGCACCGCGACAUCAAAGGUGCCAACAUCUUUCUUACUUCAUCGGGACUCAUCAAACUGGGGGAUUUUGGAUGCUCAGUAAAGCUGAAAAACAACGCUCAGACCAUGCCGGGAGAAGUGAACAGCACCCUGGGCACAGCAGCGUACAUGGCACCAGAGGUCAUUACUCGUGCUAAAGGAGAAGGCCAUGGGCGUGCAGCGGAUAUCUGGAGUCUGGGGUGUGUGGUCAUAGAAAUGGUAACCGGCAAGAGGCCGUGGCAUGAAUAUGAACACAACUUUCAGAUUAUGUACAAAGUGGGGAUGGGGCAUAAGCCACCGAUCCCCGAACGACUGAGCCCCGAGGGGAAGGAUUUCCUCUCCCGCUGCCUGGAAAGUGAGCCGAAGCUGAGGUGGACGGCCAGCCAGCUCCUCGACCACUCUUUUGUGAAGGUUUGCACAGACGAAGAGUGAAGCUCACCCAUCCCUAGCCGAGGUGUGUGUGGACCGGAGAACCUGUGACUCCGUGGUUGAGGGGCGUGUGGACCGGAGAACCCGGCACUCUGGCUGGGGCGUGUGUGGACUGGAGAGUGUGUCCGCAGCCGGCGAGUGUGUGGACUCAGAAGCCCAUCAGUCUGAGGCGCUGGCACGUGUGGACUGGAUUGCCGUCACUACUGUAUGUAAUAUUUACAUGAAGAUGCUGGGAAGCAGCACAGCCCUUUAACCCUCGGGACUGAGGACUGCAGGGCACGGGCAUCACUUCUGCUGUCCCCCCGUGUGUCGCGGGGCCCUCGGCGAGGGCAUCUAUAAGGUUAAAGAGGCUGCACGUUAAGUGCCAUUACUACUGUACAUGGACCAUCGCCUGUCUCCGUUCUCGCGUGAUUAAGAACCAGGGCAUCAGUGUAGUGUGUUUAAGCUUCCUGGGCUCACACGACGUUGUAGUGUUACCCGGUGUCGUGGACUGUUUUAAUCUCCCGUUACUCGAGUGCACUGACUGUGAAACCUUUCCUUCCUGUUGGCAAGCUGCAGGUUUAUCAUGCAAAAGGCCGGUUAGUGAAAUUUAAGAGAAGCUCUUUUUUCAAUAAAUGGUUUAUUUUAGGAAAGCUGAGUUCUCCUGUGUUUUGCCUGUUCCCAGCCGAUGCACAGCCAGCAGUGAGGAGCAGAGCCGGCCGCC
Dipodomys ordii (Ord's kangaroo rat) is the source of this 5458-nucleotide messenger RNA. It is a transcript of the gene Map3k4, whose product is annotated as mitogen-activated protein kinase kinase kinase 4. Bases 196 to 4758 code for a protein of 1520 amino acids. Gene Ontology annotation, molecular function: protein kinase activity; ATP binding. Gene Ontology annotation, biological process: protein phosphorylation; MAPK cascade. Lineage: Eukaryota; Metazoa; Chordata; Mammalia; Rodentia; Heteromyidae. The transcript is spliced from 27 exons. The record is from RefSeq and is a predicted model, not a curated record.